AAACUGACCCACUUAUUAAACUAGAAAAGGAAGAAAUUAUCCAAAAAUUAGGGAGUUUUGGUAUUUUUUAUUCCCAAGAAUUAACCUUACCUUUAUCGCAGUUAAGUAUCGGUUGCCGUCGUAAAGUUCAAUUAAUUAAAAUCAUUCUCCAAGGUGCAAAUGUUUUAAUUUUAGACGAACCUACUAAUCAUAUUGAUUUAUUAAGUUUAGAAAAAAUUGAGCACCAAUUAAUAAAUUUUCCGGGAUCAAUUUUCGCAGUUUCCCAUGACCGUUAUUUUAAUCAAAAAGUUUCCAUGGAUCAAAAUUAUCUAAUUGGUAAGAAUAAUGAACUUCCUUGGAAAGUUCCUACUGAAAUGAAAUAUUUUUCGCAAAUUACUUCUGGAAAUACAGUGCUAAUGGGUGCUAAAACUUUUGAAAGUAUUGGUAAACCAUUGAAAAACCGUCAUAAUAUAGUAAUUACUAAAAAUAAAGAAAAAUAUCAGAACCAGCAAGAUAAAAACUUGAUUUUUACCAGCGAUUUAGAAGGAGUUUUGGAGAACUAUAAAGGAAAUAAAAACCAAGAUAUUUUUGUAAUUGGUGGACGGGAAAUUUAUCAACAAACUUACUUUUAUGCUGAUUUUUAUUAUGUUUCAAUAGUGAAAGGAACCUAUGAAGGAAAUAUUUACUUUCCUUUUCCAAAUGGAGAAGCAAACGAAAAACAAAAAAAACAUUCAUUGGAAAAGCCAUUUAAAAAUUGCAAACUAAUUAAAAGAGAGGAAUUUUCUGACUUUAUUGCUUAUAUUUAUAAAAGCAUAAAAUAA
This is a messenger RNA of Funneliformis geosporum, 800 nucleotides long. Lineage: Eukaryota; Fungi; Glomeromycota; Glomeromycetes; Glomerales; Glomeraceae. The record is from the annotation of a GenBank genome assembly.